AGAUCUCACUGCAAUAGCAACAUCAGAAGCAUCAGCUUGAAAUCAACCAAUCUCACCAUGAACUUCUACAAGAUCUUCGUUUUCGUCGCCCUCAUCCUGGCCAUCAGCAUGGGACAAUCGGAGGCUGGCUGGCUAAAAAAGAUUGGCAAGAAACUCGAACGAGUUGGCCAGCACACCCGAGAUGCCACAAUCCAGGGUCUGGGAAUCGCUCAACAAGCCGCCAAUGUGGCAGCAACAGCCAGAGGAUAAAAUUGGAACCUCUUCACUUUAUUAAACCAAAAACCUAUUUAUGUAUUUAAAUGUAAUUUAUUAGCAUUUAGCAAAUAAAACAUAAUAUUCUUUAGUAAAAA
Messenger RNA from Drosophila elegans, 350 nucleotides. RefSeq names its product cecropin-2. Bases 58 to 249 code for a protein of 63 amino acids. The record is from RefSeq and is a predicted model, not a curated record. Gene Ontology annotation, cellular component: extracellular region. Gene Ontology annotation, biological process: defense response to Gram-negative bacterium; defense response to Gram-positive bacterium; antibacterial humoral response. The transcript has 2 exons. NCBI's taxonomy places the organism in Eukaryota, Metazoa, Arthropoda, Insecta, Diptera, Drosophilidae.